Molecule: messenger RNA, 2297 nt
Organism: Pangasianodon hypophthalmus (striped catfish)
Lineage: Eukaryota; Metazoa; Chordata; Actinopteri; Siluriformes; Pangasiidae
Gene: sgo1
Product: shugoshin 1
Exons: 11
Coding region: 134-2143 (669 amino acids)
Biological process (GO): meiotic chromosome segregation
Cellular component (GO): chromosome, centromeric region; nucleus
Source: RefSeq, a predicted model, not a curated record
GGAAAUGACGCAAGACUUUGGGUUCGACCAAUCAGAAAGCUCACAGCGCGCAGUUCGAAUGUCAACGUCCGCCGAGAGGAAAACAGCGCACCGGAAGUGAAGCUUGUCGGUUUGUACUGACGCCCAGUGAGCCAUGGUUCGCGAGCGGGUCGUCCAGAAGAAGUCGUUCCAGCAGAGCCUGGACGACAUUAAGGAGAAGAUGAAGGAGAAGCGGACCAAGCGGCUGGCGAGUGCGAGUGCUGCGAGUCGAGGACUUUCCAAACUGAAGACCGCGGCCGCGGUGAAGCCGUUCGUGCUGAAGAGCGUGCAGGUGAAUAACAAAGCGCUGGCCCUGGCUCUGCAGGCGGAGAGGGAGAAGGUACGGCAAGCGCAGGGGAUCAUCCUGCAGCUGAAGAGGGAACGACAGGCUCUCAUCUUCCACCUGCUGAUGAUGAAGAGGGCUCUGAGUGAAGGGGGCGUGGCCAGAAGUGCACAGACGUUCUCUGCAGAGGAGCCGAAGCCGGACCUCGCGCAGUCGACCUGCCCCAGAGGCGUGGCACAGGCUGACGCUGUCACUCAGGAGGAGGAGCUCCGCCCCCUCGAGUCGCUCACACAGCAGGAGGAAGACGGAGCUCUUGGAGGAUCCGGUAACGGCGAGGCGUCUUUGCCUCCCUCUGUCGGAAUGCGGCGGCGGCGCGAUGGACGGAAGCGCUCUGAGCGGAGGCGGAGCUCGCUGUUUAACCCCGCCUCCGUGGAUGUUUGUGUAACGGAAGAGGUGGAGCCUCAGAACUCCGGCGUGGCCGAGGAUCCCGAGCUCCACCUGGAUACGGGGGUUGGCGUUGCAGCCGACGUCGCUGAGCACGAAGGUACCGCUGAAAACACCACAGCCGGGGGUCAAAGGUCACUCCGGACAUAUUCCGUUGAUGCGUCCAAGGCGGCGCUGGACUCUGAGCUUUCGGACCUUGCCGCCGUGCAGCACUCGACCCCGGAACCGCCGCAGCGCCGCGCGUCCAGACAGACGAAGAGGAAAGCGGCGCAGUCGGCUACCAAACCGGAGCGAAGCCGCAAAGUGGAGCGAGCGCCGCUGAAGAAACCCUGGGAGAAGCCUCGUGCUCGCUCUAAGAGUCGCGCGGCGGCGGGCGGUUCUGCAUCUGGUUCUGGUUCUGGUUCUGGUUCUGCUCCCAGCGACCGGUUGAACUCCUCACUCGGCGGCAACGACACGUUCGACUUCGACUGCGAAGAGGCCGUCCACAUCACGCCUUUCCGAGGAGGAGGCAAAGCCUCAGAAGCCCCGCCCUCUCCUAUCACCAUGCCCUCUCCUGUAGCUCCGCCCCCUCCCGCCCCCGCAGACGAGGAACCCAGCUCUUCAGAAGCAGAACAGGAAGCAGACGACAGCCCGUACGUUCCAGACAGGAAGUUCAGACGGACUCGCGAUCCUCCGCCACGCCGCGCCCGCUCCAAGAGGAGGUCCGCUCAGACGAGAGGGAAGGAGAACACCGGGCCGAAGCAGAACCGCACGGUUCCAGAACUCUCUGGAAACGUCAAAACACGCACAGAGGCUGCAGACGCCACUUUGUCGAUCCACACAGAACUACAGCUCCCACAAUCCCCUGCUGCAGACCUGCAGUUCCCAGAGUCUCUGUUAUCUCCGUCUGCUGAGAAGAUCAACCUGUCAACUCCAGACCAGGAGAGUGCUAAAGCUGCUGCGUCUGGAGAGGAAAUGGCGUCUCCUCCACCCGACAUCCCGUCUGCGGAGGCGGGGCUUAUGAUGAUUGACAGUCCUUUAUUUGAAUUGACAAACCGCAGGAACCAAUCAUCAGAGCAGGAGAACAGCAUGGCUGUGGUGAUGGACAAGUCGAGGAGGAGAAAAGGUGGUCUCGUUGUUCGCUCCUGUCUGGGCUUGGCUUUGAGUGACGUGACAAAUCUCUCCCCCGCAGCCUAUCAGACGCCUCUGCAGGGCCGAGACUCCACCCCCAGCCUCGGCCGCAAGAGACGCUGCACGAGCGUCGUCAGCUAUAAGGAGCCGUCGAUCAGCUCGAAGCUGCGGCGUGGAGACAAGUUCACAGACACGCGUUUCCUGCGCUCGCCCAUCUUCAAGCAGAAAUCCCGGCGCUCCAUUAAAUCCAUGGAGAAAUACAACGAGUCGUUCGUGGGCUGCCGCUGAACGUUUUAACCUUCACAGCGUCCUGACUCGCUCCUCUCUUCCUCCCGCAUUACAACUUGUACAUCAUCUUUACUCUGUAAAUAUGAAAUUGUGUGUGUUAACUCAUUUUAAUGAAAAACCAUGUAAAAUAAAGUUAGUGUUUUUUUAUAAACCA